GGCGCGAGGCACCUAUCCUCAUUAGGGCUCCGCAGGACACGCGCAGGGCCGUCACGUCCUCGCGACUUUGCAAGGACGCACUUGAUUGCAAUUUUCGCUGUUAUCCAAUACCAUUGGAAGCUGCAGGCUUUGCAAGCUGCCGUCGGCAAGCAUAGGUUUUGUUUACGACGGUUGCGGCCAGACUUUUCCUUCGCGCACCUCAAACACUCUAGUCCGACGUGCAGAUCACGUUCUUUCGAAUUCGGACAUUACGCUGAGGCGGCGGCGGGCGGCCACUGGACUGUGAAACGCUUGCGUUCAGCAGCGCGUGGCGGGCCAUGGACGCAGCAAUGGAGCUCGCGAAGCAGGCGCUGUCCCAGAUAUCCCUUGUGCCGCUGUAUGGCGGGGGCUUCUGGGUUGCUUUCACGCAGCUGGUGGUGUUCUAUUACAGCGUUGGCGCGCUUCUGCACAGCGUACUGCCACGCGUCAUCGCUGUGCACGGCAUCCAACAGCAGCAGCGCAAACAGGGCGAGGUGCUGCGGGACGCCUUCUACAGCUUAGGUCCGCUCGCUGUCAAGGCCGGCGUGUGGGCGGCGGUGGAGGUGCUGCAUGCGCGCGGGCUGACGCUCACCUACACCGGCCGCGUGUCGGGGUGGACGGCGUGGCUGUACGUGGCGCUGUGUGUGGCGCUGCUGGACUACCUGCACGACACCUGGUUCUACUGGACACACAGGCUGCUGCACUGGAAGCCGCUGUACGUGCACGUGCACUACAUCCACCACAAGUCCAAGGCCCCCUCGGCCUACACCGGGUACUCCUUCCACCUGGUGGAGGCGCUCAUCGUGUUCGCCAACGAGGUGCUGGUGUGCUUCCUGUUCCCGCUGCACAUGGGCCUGCACCGCGCCUACCACUUGUACACCACACUCAUACACGAGGGCGGGCACGUGGGUUACGAGCUGGCUCCCUUCAUCCCCACCUUUGCCGGUGUGGCCACGCUGGCCUUCCGCGGCGUGCGGCCCUGCGCCGCCCUCAACACGGUGCAGCACCACGACAUGCACCACCGCUACCCCACCAAGCACUUCUCGCUCUACUUCACGCACUGGGACCGGCUGUGCGGCACACUGCACCCCGCCUACGACCGCGACCUGUUUCACUACUUCCCGACCAAGGCCGCGGCGGGUGCUGCUGCCGGUGCUAACGCAGGGCAGCAGGACAAGGGCGCGCAGCUGCAGAGCGGGGCGGCGGCGACCAACGGCGGCGUGAAGCACGAGUGAUGAAAUGGUGAUCCGAAUUUCCAUGGUUAGGGUAGCCGGCAGCAGGAGGGCGACGACGGUGGCCGGUUGCGUGGCGGCGGGGACAGCGUUGAUGGCUUUUACAUUGCCUCAAGCCUGGUGUGCAUGCCGCAGAAAAGGGGCCGCCGCCAUGCUGCCUGGCCAGCGCCGCGUGAUAACUUUUAUGCAUUCUUUUCAAGCCGUACGUGUCAUGUUUGGGGGCUCGUGCUUUCUGCUUCUACAGGAAAGGCCAGAGGUUUCAGGGCGCCGCACUGCUUGGCGAGGGAACCGCACCGGUACCGUUGCCUGUGCGCUGAGGUAGAAAGCAUGAAACAAGGCGAACUCGCAUGACCAUGGAUGCGGUGCAGUGUGAUGCGUGUGAAUACUGCUCUUAUUAUGGUGGUUGUCUAGCCUUGUUAUGCACUGCGGUGGUGAGCUUUGCGGUGGUGGGCACGCUGGGAACGGACCUGCGUGAGCGGCAGUAGUGACCUACGGGUGUGUUUCGGCACGGCGGCGGCUGGACCGGCAGUGUUAUCGGCUUAUCACUCCAGCAAUUUUGACGAUUGCUUUUGCUGGGAGGUGGUACAGCGGUGCUGUGUAUGGACAGCCAGUAAGCCACCAACACAAAGUGAGAUGAGGAAGUGUCUCCAUAGGACGGGCAUGCACCGAGCGCGCCCCAUGCGCGGGUUGGGCAUACGAUUAGCUCAGUUUAAGGCUCAGGAGGCUCGAAUUAGGGAGCGGUUGAGCGUUUCUGUGAGCGGGGACUGCAAUGUGCAGCAUUGGUGCUAGUGGUGUCAGCAGCUGCUGCUGUGGCUACAGCUGGGCAGCAGAUCGCACGGCGUUUGUGGUCGCCUUUUGCUGCUGGCUGGUGCAUUGCUAAGCUUGAGUGAGCAGGAUGCGUGACUCUGUAACCAGAUUAGAUG
Messenger RNA from Chlamydomonas reinhardtii, 2173 nucleotides. RefSeq lists its product as uncharacterized. Gene Ontology annotation, molecular function: C-4 methylsterol oxidase activity; iron ion binding. NCBI's taxonomy places the organism in Eukaryota, Viridiplantae, Chlorophyta, Chlorophyceae, Chlamydomonadales, Chlamydomonadaceae. The record is from RefSeq and is a predicted model, not a curated record. Gene Ontology annotation, biological process: sterol biosynthetic process. Bases 330 to 1253 code for a protein of 307 amino acids. The transcript is spliced from 6 exons.